Molecule: messenger RNA, 3084 nt
Organism: Dermacentor andersoni
Lineage: Eukaryota; Metazoa; Arthropoda; Arachnida; Ixodida; Ixodidae
Biological process (GO): endoplasmic reticulum to Golgi vesicle-mediated transport; methylation; retrograde vesicle-mediated transport, Golgi to endoplasmic reticulum
Cellular component (GO): endoplasmic reticulum; endoplasmic reticulum membrane; Golgi membrane
Molecular function (GO): methyltransferase activity; nucleic acid binding
Source: RefSeq, a predicted model, not a curated record
AUGGCGGUUUUGUUGGAUUGUGAUCGUGGCAGCUUCAUAUCGCACAACAAGCUUGUAGAAAACUGGUACAGCAACUGCCAGCGCUCUGAACUGGGUGAUGUUAUUUCUUUGAAACUCAAAGACGCUUUAUUUGAUAUCAGAACUCCCAUGAGAAUGGACUCAGCUGCAGAGAAGCUGGCCGCGGGUACAGAGCGCAGGAAACGAAAGCGGCGAAGUUCAGAUGGUGCUCCUUUGACCGAUUUCGUUAAGUCUUGCAGCUGGAUAGCGGAGGCGAGUGACCAAAUCGUGCGGGUGGCCCUGGACGCGGGCCACCUAGAACCCGGGCCGGCCAGCGACCGAGAGGUGCUCGAAAACAACCGCGGAGCACGGGCUGCAGCCGCCGAUGUCCUGGCGGCCGCCUCUGUGGCCGGUGCCCGCCCGCCUUCGCCGAUGGGAGUCCGCUGCACGGUGCCACACGCCAGGCUCGUCCAGUUCCGUGGCCAACCAGUGUGGCUUCCCGCCAACGCGCGAGCGCAGAUCGGUGACGUACGCGACCUGGGACCGUUCCUCACAGGUUCAUACGACUUUGUCUUACUCGACCCGCCCUGGGAGAAUAAAUCGGCUCGGCGAAAGCGCGCGUACUCCACGCUCCCGCGCGACGAGCUGCUAUCGGCGCUGCCGCUGCCGCGACUCGCAUCCCCGCGAGGCUGCCUGGUGGCCGUGUGGUGCACCGCCAACGGGGGACACCUCCGGUUCGUGGCGCGCGAGCUGCUGCCGUCGUGGGGCCUGACGUACUUGGCUACGUGGUAUUGGGUGAAGGUACGCACGCCACGGCGUUCUUUCCGAGACGUGUGUGUGCGUAGACAUGUGUGUGCAGGUAACCAAGCACGGCGAGCCGGUUCGACCGUUCGACUGCCCGCACAAGAAACCCUACGAGUUCGUAGUAUUCGGCGGCCCGUCGUCGGUGUCCAUCCCUCGAGACAAGGUGUUCGUUUCGGUACCGUCCUGCGUGCACUCGCACAAGCCGCCACUUUCGGAGCUCGUGCGACCCUUCCUGAAAGACGACGCAAAGUGCAUGGAGGUGUUCGCCAGGUACCUCGUGCCUGGAUGGACAAGCGUCGGCAACGAGGCGCUCAAGUUGCAGCACGAAAGCAUUUACGAGCCUACAAGUUUAGAAUCGCCGCAUUCUUGAUGCUUGUGUCCAAAAAAUGCGACAAAGGGUUUGAUAUCUACCGCAAGAUUCCAAAAGACCUCACCCAGCCCACGGUAACUGGCGCCGUGAUAUCCAUCUUGAGUUGCUUCUUCAUCUCCAUCCUCUUCCUGUCCGAGUUCAUCUCGUACAUGUCACCUGAAUUGGUCAGUGAGCUCUAUGUUGACAACCCAAGCAGCGCGGAUAAGAUCCCAGUUUCGAUCAACAUCACACUCCUCAAGCUUGACUGCAAUGUGGUGGGCCUCGACAUUCAGGAUGACAUGGGCCGUCACGAAGUUGGUUUUGUGGAAAACACGGAGAAGACACCUGUAGGUUCUGGCUGUCGCUUUGAGGGAAAGUUCUUCAUACACAAGGUGCCAGGGAACUUUCACGUUUCUACUCAUGCGGCUGCAAAGCAGCCAGACAAGAUUGAUAUGACUCACAUCAUCCAUGACCUUACAUUUGGGGUCAAAAUGACUGAUGAGGUGCGCGGCAGCUUCAACUCCUUGGACGAAAUGGACAAGUCUGGAGCCAACGGUAUCGAAUCACACGACUAUGUCAUGAAGAUUGUUCCUACAGUGUACGAAAAGUCUAAAGGCGAGCGGAUAGAGUCCUACCAGUACACAUAUGCCUACAAGAGCUACGUGUCCAUCUCGCACUCGGGACGCAUCAUGCCUGCCAUCUGGUUUCGCUACGAUCUCACCCCCAUCACGGUCAAGUACACUCGUCGAGGCAUGCCCCUGUACAGCUUUCUUACUUCGGUCUGUGCCAUUGUUGGCGGGACGUUCACCGUGGCAGGCAUUGUGGAUUCCCUGGUCUUCACAGCAUCUGAAGUAUUCAGGAAGUUUGAAAUGGGCAAGCUCAGCUAGAGGCAUGCCUGGGACAAAGCCACAGCGGUGCCCUGAUGCUGCUGCUGCUGUCUUCCUUAACUGCUUGCUCUCAGCUACUCACUUGUGCCUGCACUCCGUAUAGGGAAAGGACCUACGAGAUGGCAGCCUCCAGGGAAUGUUAGGCAAUCGGGAUUGUUCUCUGCAUUCUGCUAAAAGCACUGCAAGAAAUUGAACUUUUCAUGCUGUAGGUGUACAGGCAUGAUUGGGUGCUGAGAAUGAGCAGUGGCCCGUGAGAUUUCCUUUCUAUUGCAGAGUGCAAGAACUCAUCAUGGUGCAAGGCUGGUGUGAUGAACAGCUGGUCUAGUGCCUGGAACUUGUCUGCUGUCGUGGUGAUGAGGGCACCACAGAGGCCUUUGGGUUGACUCGGUGGAGGGCUAUGCAAGUGCAAGAACAUUGAAGAGCUCCCCAGUGAGACUUUGAUGGAGUGUGAAUCUGGUCCUUUCUGGGCGACUAGAGAGACCAUGUUGUUUUUGUUAUUUUACCUCCAGCACAAGAAUACCACCUACUGCUCAUUCUAUGCAUUACUUUUGUCGUGGAACCCAGAGCAGGGAACAAGUCAUUUUGUGUGAAUGCUCUUGGAACUGAUGGUGGUUCUUUCAUUGUUGAAGACAUUUCUGUAUGUUUGUGCAUAUGUGCUUGGCAGGUUUUUGUACUAAAGUUGCUCAUGAUGCAAUUACUCUUCAUAUUUCCUGUUGUCAGUGUUCAGCUAUUGAGGGCACGGUCUUUUUUAAAUGUAUAUCAGUAUUUAGGCUACGAUGCUUUUUUUUAGUUGUCUUGUUUGUUUAGUCUUUUUUUAUAAAGUAUAGUCAAUAUAGAUGCAUUCUUCGCAUAACUGGAAGCUAAAUAAUAAACUUGCAUUAAGGUUUGGUUUUUCCAACCUUUCAAGCUAAAUGAUCUAACCUUGACCUACACAGGUCAAAAUGUUCAGCACGUCAUGUACUAUAAGCAUCCUUUGCUUUAUGUGUGCAAGGCAUUUAUAAGUUAAAAUUUCUCUGUGUGAUGCAAAUAAAUUGACUUCAAAAACUG